This is a messenger RNA of Chara braunii, 1405 nucleotides long. The record is from the annotation of a GenBank genome assembly. NCBI's taxonomy places the organism in Eukaryota, Viridiplantae, Streptophyta, Charophyceae, Charales, Characeae.
CGAUCGUGUGGUGAUCGCUGAGGUUUCUUUCUCUUGCAGCUUUUGUUUCGGAGACAGAGGAACACCCGGGAGGAAGCAAGACGAAAAGACGACGCCCGUCCAGGCCUGGAGGAUGGCUAUGGCGGUACGCGCAACAGCGGCGGGGCGGAGAAUGGCGGCGUCGCUGCUCAUCGCGGCUGCGCUUCUGGGAGCAAUUGUAUGUGCGCAAGAUGUUCCGCCCGAAGCCCGGAUCGAAGCCUUCAAGUACAACGGCGCGGGCUGUCCCCAGGGUACCGCUGUGGGAGAAAUCAGCCUGGACGGACUGGUGCUUACGCUGAAGUUCAGCGAGUUCGGCGUCGCGACAGACCAGCAGCUCGUUGGUAAACGCAAGGCCUGCCAGAUCAACAUCAAGGUUAAUAUUCCGGCUGGCUGGAAGUACCGCUUGGACACGGUCAGACUCCGGGGCUACGCAGGACUCGAUGCUACGGUAAAAGGCCUCCACAAGGUGUUAUAUUACUUCACGGGGGAGCCUGGAAACAGUUCGUACUCUAUCCAGACGGAAGGGCCGAAGGACGACAACUACGAAUAUUCGGGUGCCUUCGACAAAGAGCUUUACAGCGAUUGCGGCGCAAGCAGAAACCUCAAUUUCAAGAUCGAGGUUCGGGUCAACAAUGACGCCGACCCUGCCGCUCAAGGAAUGAUCGACGUGGAUACGGCGGACUCUCAAGUUAUUUUCAAACCCUCGCAAGCGCUUUACUCGAUCAAAUUCGCGCCGUGUUAGAGAGCUUCACGUCACGCGAGCCGAACCGGCGCUUAUCUCGAACAGAGGGGGAACAAAGCUGCUUGCCUUGUCUACGCAGGUGGCCACCUACAGACAGAAACGAGAAGAGAGCGCAMAAGUGAGARAGGAGACGCGAUUCCCUUUUCAAGGUCGAAUUCAAGCAGUGGUGGCCUUUCUUGCACAGGCGAUAAUCGCUCAGAGARGGRAACAAAGCUGCUUGCCUUGUGUGCGCAGCUGGCCACCUACGGAUAAAAAUCGAGGAGAGAGCGCAGAAGUGAGAGAGGUGAUGAGAUCUUGUGUGUGGUGGUCGAUCUUUCUGAUGAAGAUAGGGAGAAUCUCGGGUGUCCAGUGCACUGACCAACUGAGAAGAGGAGAGAGCUGAAAAUUGAGUAAGAUGAGAAUCAUGAGAUCAAACUCUGUGAAUAGGUCUGUCUGAUAGAGCUAGGUGGCUGGAAAGUUUACGGUUCGUCAUUUGCUCAGUUAGAUAACGACGAAGAGUCGAAGACAGGUUUCUAGCCUGGGUUCGAUGAGCCCUUUUUGAAGGCUUCAAGGCUAGUGACGCCUAGGGAAUACCGGACAGAGCAUCACGCUGAGCACUUGAUUUCAUCGGUCACCUUCUGAUUGACGCGUAAGGUUCUAACAACG